UACAAAAUGGUCAAUAUAAUUUCAUUCAUCAGUUUAAUAAUGAUCAUAACCACGACAACAACAACAUUUGCACAAUCAACAACGAUGAUACCGAGAAAUAAUGAAAUAAAUCAAAAUCAAAGUAGCAUUAGUACGGAUACAGUAAUAAGAAAUAUAAUAUUUAAUCAAUCAACAGAAUAUUAUGAUGAUGAAUUAAUUUUGGAACAAAUGUUAGCUGCAGCAAAUAUGUCACAACCACCACCAGAAACAUGGCGUGCAAUUGUUAACUUGUUGACAAGAGGUUUAAAUGUAACACAUUUACAAUACCAUCUAUUGAAUAAUAAACAAAAUGAUACCAAACAACAACAACAUCAAUCAUCAAUGACAAAACAAUCAAAAACAGGAUUAAAAGAUAAAACCCUUUCAUUAUCAACAUUAAAACAUGAUGAUAAUAAUAAUAAUAUUAAUAAUAAUGAUGAUGAACAGAAUUUAACCAUUUUAAAAUCAACAACAAAAUCACAUAUUGAAUCAGCUAUUGAUGAAUUUCCACCAGAUUUUAUGACCGAUAAUUUUCGUCAAAAUGGUGGAUUUAUUGUUCAUAUUAUUAUUUUUAUCUAUCUUUCAUUAGCAUUGGCUGUUAUUUGUGAUGAAUAUUUUCUUAAAUCAUUAGAAUAUAUUAGUGAAGCACUUCAUUUACCAUCGGAUAUUGCCGGUGCAACAUUUAUGGCUAUUGGUACAUCUGCACCAGAAUUAUUCACUUCGGUAAUUGGUGUAUUCAUUUCGGAUAAUGAUAUUGGUACUGGUACUAUUGUUGGUUCAGCCGUAUUCAAUUUGAUUGCUAUACCUGGUGCAUGUGGUUUUGCUGCUUAUUAUAAUCUAAAAAAUAUGCCCAAAAUCAAUCCAUUUCCAAUUAUACGUGAUACAAUAUUUUAUGUAUUAACAAUAAUAACAUUGAUACUUUGUAUCAAAGAUAAUCGUGUUGAUUGGAUUGAAUCAAUAACAUUGAUUGCAUUAUAUAUUGUAUACAUUAUUGUUAUGUAUUUUAAUGCACAAGUAUCACAUAUGAUUGGUAAAGCAACAUCGGCACAAUUUCGUCGUAAUUCAUCUGAUCAUUCAUAUGAUAAUAAUGAUGAUGAUCAGGAAAAACGAAAAAAACGUAGAUCAACAAUUGUCGAUAAUGAAUCUCGACCAUUAUUAUUGACUGAUGAUAGUGUUAAACGAUUAUCACCACCACCUGCAUAUCAAUCCGGUGGUGAUACUUAUCAAGUUUCACAACAACAACAACAAACAACAACUAAUGAACAAGUGGAUUUAUCAAAAAUUCAUCUAACGUUGGCUGAAAAUGGAAGAUUUAAAGAAAUUCAAUCAGAUGAAAAUCGGUCUCAAUCAUCAGGUAAACAACAAUCAAGAACGGAAAUUAUUGAUUUGGAACAACAAUUGAUAGAUGAUGAAAUUGAUACCGAUUGGUCGAGUCAUCCAUUUAUUCGUUUUAUAUUAAUACCAUUUAAAAUUAUAUUUUUCAUUACAUUACCAAAACCAACAAGAUUCUGUUUUGUUAUUACAUUUGUUUCAUCAAUUAUUUGGAUUGCAUGUCUUACCUAUUUUAUUGUAUGGAUGGUUACAUUAGUUGGCUAUACAUUGGGAAUACCAGAUACAGUAUCGGGUAUAACUGUUUUGGCAGCCGGUACAAGCAUACCAGAAUUAAUUUCCAGUUAUUUGAUUGUUAAAAAAGCUGGAUUAGCCGAUAUGGCUAUUUGUAAUUCAAUUGGAUCAAAUAUUUUUGAUAUAUUAUUUUGUCUUGGAUUACCAUGGUUAUUAAAAUCAUCAAUAGUUAUUGUAACAAAUGGUUUUGGUUUAGCAACAUUGGCCAAUAGUUAUAUACCAAUACAAAGUACAGCAUUACCAAUUACAUCAUUAACAUUAUUAUUGACAAUAUUUGCAAUGAUAAUUAUUUUUCGUACAUCAAGAUGGCGUUUAAAUCUAAAAUUAGGUAUACUUUGUACAUUGGUUUAUAUUGUGUUUGUUGUUACAUCAACAUCAUUGGAAUUGAAUGUUUGAAAAAUCCUAAUAAAUGAAUGAAUGAAACGAAAUCGAAAUUAUCAUU
Messenger RNA from Dermatophagoides pteronyssinus (European house dust mite), 2083 nucleotides. Its product is annotated as sodium/potassium/calcium exchanger 5-like. Gene Ontology annotation, molecular function: calcium channel activity; calcium, potassium:sodium antiporter activity. Gene Ontology annotation, cellular component: plasma membrane. Lineage: Eukaryota; Metazoa; Arthropoda; Arachnida; Sarcoptiformes; Pyroglyphidae. Gene Ontology annotation, biological process: intracellular calcium ion homeostasis; calcium ion transmembrane transport. The record is from RefSeq and is a predicted model, not a curated record.